AUGACAUCGCGGCACGGCCAACGAGUCGCGAAGCCUUCACCACACGGCCAAGCGAGUGAGGCUGAGCUCGCGUCUCGCGCUGCGCUUCCGCCAACCGCCUCGGACCUCCACUCCAUUCCCGUUACAGCCUCCAGGUCCGCGUUUGCCCUUCCCCCGUCCGCCGUUUCCGCCUCCCCUGCGCCCGUUAGCGCGAGUCGAGCUGCCUCCGCGUCGACCGUCACCACCCUCGGCGGUGGUUCCGAUGGGCUACGCGCGAGGAACCGCAAUGGGAGCUGGAGCUUUCGACGCAGCGGCGUCAAACGCGGCGGUAGUCACGGCAGAAGUCCCGGCGGUAGUCACGGCGACGUUUACGGCGGCAGCGACGGCGGAAUCAGCAGCGGCAUCAGGAACCUUAGCGGCCGCGUAAUGUCCGGGAUAUUUGGAAAACGGCGCGACACGAUCCCAGACAGCGGCCCUCUGAGACCCUCGUUUCACGGUGGGAUGGUGCGGCUCGUGUCACAUAACUUUCCGGACAUUCCGCUCGAGGAAAUGAAAUCCGACGCGCUUUGGGGGAAAACCUGGUGGUGGUUCGGACGAGUAUUGGAUCCGCGUACAACGCGUAUGAAGCAGUGGAUGAGAUUCGUCGCCUUGGUUCACUCCGCAUCGCUAGCCGUUGAUCCCUGCUUUCUAUACCUAAUCUCUUACAGUCCGGAAGUGUCAUGUCUAUUUCUGGAGACGAUUUUCUCGAUAGUCCUGAUGGUGCUUCGGAGCGCGUGUGACUUGGUUUUCCUGGUGGAUGCGUUUCUGUCGUUGCGCACGGCUUACGUGUCGAAGGAAGCUAUAGCGAGGGGGCACGGCAGCGAAAUGGUGACUAAUGCGAGGAAGAUCGCGCGGUCGAGGUGUUCCCUCGGCGGGGUGGUCUUCGAUAUCAUCGCGACUUUGCCGAUUCCGCAGGUAUUCGUGUGGGUGAUUGCCCCCAUGCUAAUCCAAAUGGACAAGGCUUCGUAUGAAUUUUCUACAGGCGGCGUCACUAUAGCUUUCAGCGCUAUCAUUCUACAGUACGUGCUGAAGCUGAUUCUUGCCGCCCGGUUCACCGUGCGAGCGCAGCGGGUCAACGGCUACAUCUUUGGCGCAGCGUGGUGGGGCUUUGCGUUGAACUUCAUCGCGUACAUGAUUGCUGCUCAUGUGUUCGGGUCCCUCUGGUACCUGCUGGCGUCUGAGCGGGUGGCCACGUGCUUCCAGACGCUGUGCCAGCAGGUCCCCACGUCUGUGUGCAACCCUAACUACGUGACAUGUCCCGAAGCAUAUGAGACAACGACGGCCCAAGUGAGCCCUGAGUGGGCGGCAUGGGGCGCCAAUGCCACUCUCCAGACAACGUGCUUUGAGGGGGAGGGGGAUUUCAACUUUGGCAUCUACCACAUGGCGCUGCAGCUGAUGAAGGAUGGAUCUGCUGUUGCCAAGAUCUUUUUUGGCCUCUUCUUUGGAAUCAUGACGCUAAGUCACUCGAUAAAGAGGGUGACAGUAGUACGGGACGGGAAGUUCAACUUUGGCAUCUACCACAUGGCGCUGCAACUGAUGAAGGAUGGAUCUGCUGUCGCCAAGAUCUUCGUUGGCCUCUUCUUUGGGAUAAUGACUCUCAGCUCCUUCGGGAAUGCCCUCGUCCCCAGCACCAACUUUGUCGAAACCACCUUCGCUGUCAUCAUGGUGCUAUCGGGGCUCAUGCUUUUUACUCUACUCAUCGGGAAUAUUCAGGUGCGUGUUAGUAACGAAUGGCCUUAUGGUGGGGAUGAGUAUGCCACCACCUUCGCUGUCAUCAUGGUGCUGUUGUCGGCGCUUAUGCUCUUCACGCUGCUCAUUGGGAAUAUCCAGGUGCGCGUGUGGCUGUAA
This is a messenger RNA of Closterium sp. Yama58-4, 1866 nucleotides long. The record is from the annotation of a GenBank genome assembly. Lineage: Eukaryota; Viridiplantae; Streptophyta; Zygnematophyceae; Desmidiales; Closteriaceae.